UAGUGAUGGUGAUGAUAGCAUAGUGAUGGUGAUGAUAGCAUAGUGAUGGUGAUGAUAGCAUAGUGAUGGUGAUGAUAGCAUAGUGAUGGUGAUGAUGGCGAGCCAGAAUCUGUACAGGCAGCUUAGAUAGAUAAAUCAACCAAGGUUGAAAUUGUAUGUUUUAUGCACUGUGAAAACAGAGUAGUUUUGCAGCGUUCGCGUUAGAGUAGCUUCUAUCCCCUUGUUCGGAAGCAUUUCUUUAAUACAAUUUAUCUCUUAGACUGAUGCCGUAGUACCUUUAUCUCUUUGUAUUUAUUUUGCAUUUAUGUUUUGUCUUGGUGAAACUUUUAACGGCCGGUACAGGCCGGUUAAGAGGUAAAUGGGUUAAACUUUAGUGUCAAAUCCGUUGUAUCGCGACACGCGUUUUCAAAACACGAUUUGUUUUGGUUUUCUGUUCCGUCAGUAAAACCAUUCUGAGCCAAUCAGUCUCGCUUUGUGCACUUCCCUGGCUAUCCUCUGGAAGAAAACCAGACAGUGUCGUGACAGGAAGCCAGGCAACUGCACUAGGCGAGAGCUGAUGGCAAGAAUCUGAUUUGACUGGCGGAGCAGAAAAUACCAAAAGACAUAAAGAGAUCGAUGUUUCGAAAAUGUGGCGUCGCGAUACAACGGAUUCGACAGUAAAGGUAUAUUCCAUAUAUAUUAUAAAUCAUGGGCGGGUCUAGGGAUGGGCCGGCCUCUUCUUUCUUGAAGAACUUGCUUCGGCCCCACCUUUUUGAACUCCUGGAUGCGCCCCUGUAUAUAAAAACUUGUUAAACAACUAUGAAUAGUUUGAAUAUGAUAUAAUACAAUUAUGUACGCUCCAUAAAAGAUAAAUAUUUUAAAAACUAUGAAAUUGAAUGACCAGAUGACUGAUCAUAGAUAAUAUAAAGUAUUCUUAGUUCUUUUUUUUGCGUUGCCCUGGAGCAUUAAAAUAGAACUGUUGUCUCAGUAUGCAGCGUGUGCAGUCUUCAUGUCAAAGUUGCUGAUAAUAUAAUUUUAAAAUUUACUAAAUAGAUCUUUGUUGUUCUAAAAUGGGUCUGAGGUUCACAUAUAUUGUUCCUUCUUGAUGUUAUUAUUCACAUUGCCCAUGUUCGGAAACCCUAGCUCUUUUUAACUGUGUCAGAAAAUAAAGUCUUAUGCUUGCCUUUUUGCUACCGGUUACUUGGUAGUUUCUUGAUAGAGAAGGCCAAUCACGCCGCCAUUUUAUGCUCCGCUCAAUUUCGAGUCACACAAAGCAUCCAUUUCCAUCGGCUAAUUUACGCGAGUAAACAAUAUAUUUUCAAUCAAAUAUUGUCAAUAAUCAUGCUUUAUUCGUAGAUUGAUUUUUCGUAGUUUUCUCACAAAUAAAUUGUUGUAUUUUUCAUGAUGAAGGAGUGGUUGAUUGUUUUUAUCGUUUGCGUGGUAUGUUCUAGCACCUGUUAGACUUCGUCUAUCUAUCUGCCUUUGAUAUUUAUUGGCGUCUGGAAUAGCCUAUUCAAGACAUUCAAGAAUCGAAAUAGAAUAUUAGUGACUUGACCAUUUGUUUAAUCUUUAUGCCCUUAAUUAAAUUCCGCAUUUUCAUGAAGACUUCACUUCUUUGUCUGUUUUUGUAUUAAUUGCCUUAUUUUGUCUUUCUCAACCAUAGCGUUCUUAGCUAUUUUAAUGUCUGAUGUCCUAAUUCAACAGAUGAAGUUAUUGCAAGCUUCACACUGCUCAUGAGCCAAGCUUUCCUUGCUAUUCGACUAUGGAAAAGCGUAAAUAAACUCAGAAGGGGAUGGUUAGAUAAAUAACACAUGAGGGUCAUAAGUACACUUUUUUUUAUAUAAGAAACUUUUUUAUAAGAACCUUUUUUAUAAGAACGUUGAGCCUGAGAUCUCACUAAAUUCUUAGAACAUGCUAAAAAAUGCCUAGGCACAAAUAGCAAAAUAUAUUUUCAUUGGAGUGAUGUGUUCUGAAAUGUAAAAUGAAAUUGUGUUCAUAAUACCUUUAGUAUAAGAAACGAGUGUACCGCAGAUGUUAUCAUCAUAUUAUGCGGGGAAUACGAUACCGAAUACAUUGAGUCCGGCGUUUGUCCGCAAACAGAAAGCAUGUCUCAAGCAAUCUCCCUAAAUGGUUCAUUCCAGCGACCAUCGACUAGCAACACAUCUGUACCACCACCACCUAGAGAACUAUCAACUAACGAGAAACUCCAAGCCGGUGGACUAGCCAUAAUUGUGGUGUUCGGGGUAGCUAUGAACAUGACUGUCAUUUUACUGGUAGUACUCAAGAAAAUCCAGAAAAGCAGCAUAAUCCUGCUCGUCGUAAACAUGGCCUUUGCCGAUUUGUUGUCGCUUCUGUUGGAACCUUCGUUGUUGAUGAAGAUAAUCAUAACAGGAUCAGAUGAGUGGUUUGGCGACAGCCCUGGUAGUUGCGUUCUAUGUAAGGUGUUUGGUCUUUUGGUCAACUCGCUGACCUGGGUCUCACUGCUAACACUUCUCGUUAUAUCAUUUGAGCGGUUAAAGGCGGUUUCUUCCACAGUGCAGUUGUUCACCUUUGCGGGCCGAAAUCUCGCUUCGCUGAUCGCCGUUACCUGGGCGGUGUCCUUUGCGUUGAACGUUAUAUACUUGGUAGACUGCGAUGUACUGUAUGUGGAAGGAUUUCUCAUAUGUACUUGCACCCAGAGGUCCAUCUUGAUUGUUGUAUCACACGGCCUCUAUCUCGUUACUGUCGUUUGCACUGUAACCAUUAACUUGGUGAUCAUACGGAGGCUUGUGCACUCCCAAGCCGCCAUCCACCUCCCGGCAGCUCAACAAGAAAGGCGUUCCAAGAGAUUCCGCUCUGCAAUCCGCAUGGUUCUCAGCUCCUUGCUCGUCUACGCAGUCUGCGUCACACCGCUUUACGUUUAUUUGUCUAUCGUAACUCUGUCCGAGCUGAACCUUGUAACGAUUUCUUGGAAGCCAAGAGGAUUUCUACUAUAUUUUAUUUUCUACUUAAACUAUUCAUUAGGUCCGAUUGUGUAUUUUGUGUUUCUUGAUGAAUUCCGGUUGCCGUUACGUUCCAUCAUUUGUGUACCGUAAAAACUAUAUCCCUCCGGGCGCUUGUUAUUUCAACAUUUCAUUAUCCCGUUGGUCGAAACUAGGCAUUCUCAGAUGUUUUCUGUAUACUACGUUUGUCUCUACAUUAACAAUGACAUUUGGUGUCCUUCUAACAUUUUAACCAAGCGUGAUUAACUUAUCAAGUUCUACUUUUUAUUUUAUGCUUCUCAGGUGAGGUACCUUACAAAGAGAGAGGGACUUAAUAUAUAUAGGCUUAAUAGAACUUUUAUGGUAUUUGUGGGUAUUUUUAUCAUUCUACCUGAGGCACAACAACGCGAUAAAUGGUAAUUUGACAUCUCUCGUCUUUAAAAUUCUAUUACUUUUAACUCUCUGGAUCUGAAAGUGAUUCCUUCAAGUCUGCAAGGCAUUCAUUAUUAAAAUAUAUCAAAGAUUAAAAUUGUCACUUGAAUGGCGUGUCACAAAUACAAUUCUUCAGGGCAGAAUCUGCCCUGAAGAAGUCUUAUUAAAGACGAAAAUUUAGCAGAGUCGAAUUCCAGUUUUUGGUGUAUUUUAUUCAUUGUUCUGGUACGAGAUCACGACAGUUUGGGCUUUUUGAUUCUAUGCGUGUCACAAUUCAAUAGAAUUUGUAAUAGAAUCUGUUACACUUUUUUAAAGGAACCCUUAAAAUCCUAAUUGAACAAAAAACCGUAUCUUGCCAGACGAUUAUCUUGUUGAUAAAGGCGUAAAACGUGCAUCGGUUUUUUUUUAAUCUACAUAGACUCUCCCGCUCCACUACAGCGACUGCGCUCUACUUGUUUUCUGAUGGCACAGACACGCUUUUAUUAUAAUGCAGGGGGAGGGGGGACAACACAGCAAGGCUCCUAACCUAGUGCUCCAUCAUAUUUUUUUAUUGCUUAUUUUCAAUGCUUUAUAUUGCAGGAGAGAGGUGGUGGGGUGGUAUGUGAAGUAGUUUUUUGUUGAGUGAACAUGUUUUUUUUCUAUUCCUUGGUUUCCUCGUGCUUUUUUUUCUUACAUUUUGGUUCUGCUCGUUUUUUUUUUUCAAGGUACCUGUCCGUCCCUUGUCACGUGAUUUUCCAAGGGAGUUAUUAGCAUGUGUUUUAUUUUGUCUCAGGAAUGUGGUUAAUACGGAUUCUCGUAUGAGAGUGUACAUGUUGGUUAGUCCAGCAUAUUUUUUGGAGUGUUCAUGGCGCCAAUAGGAAGGCUGCUUAUUAUGGCGACCGAGUGGUUUUUAACCAAGGGAACGUUUUUCUCAAUGCUUUUGCGAGAAAUAAUUGUUGCUGGCGCUCCUAGUUCGGCUACCAUCUAUCGAAUGUCCCGGGAACUCGGUUCCCUGUGGCAUGGUUAAAUCGUGUAAGUCUCUCCUUCUUGUUCUGUACUCCGACAGGCAACCCUCACCAACAUUUAGGAUUUGUUUCGCUAGAAAUCGGCUACACGUAGUCUAGUGUACACCUUAUACUUAUAACAGUUCUGUAGAAUGAUUGUGAUGAAAGUGAUCAUGAUGAUGAUAAAAAAAACGUCCGUCGAAGGAUUAUGUUGGUGAGGUGUGUAGUUAGGGUGUUAGUGGUGAUGAGAGGAAGAUGGUAAAAGACACCAGGAUGAUGUUAUUGAAGUCGAUAUUGGUAAGUUGAUGUUGGAAGUGAUAAUAGUGAUAGUGAUGAUUAUAAUGAAAAAGAUGAUGGUGAUGUUUAUUUAUUUAUGUGGAUCGUGAUGACUUUGAUGAUAGUUAUAUGUAGUUGAUAUCAGUGAUGCGGUCUUGGAGAUCCUCAAGGUUUGGUGGAAGAAAUGUAUCUGUUGCUGCUACUGAAGAUGAUCGUGAUGAUGGUAAUUGUUGUGUAUUAAUUAAUGUGGUAAUGGUGAUGGAGACGAUAAUGAUGAUGAUUGUCGUCCUUUAAUAGAUGUAGUAAUGGUGAUGGUGAUUGUCAUGAUAAUGAAAAUGAUGUUUUUUGCCUGAUGGUUUAUGUGCUGGAUUGACCCAAUGACAGGCUGGUACGUUAAUACUGUUGAUUAACAGCGCGGAUUUGAUGAGACGAUGGUAACGAUUCCUUUUGUUACCAGAUCGUUUACCGUCAUCUGCGUCCUCCUUCAGCAGUUUUCCCAGCAGC
Molecule: messenger RNA, 5134 nt
Organism: Nematostella vectensis (starlet sea anemone)
Lineage: Eukaryota; Metazoa; Cnidaria; Anthozoa; Actiniaria; Edwardsiidae
Product: blue-sensitive opsin
Exons: 2
Coding region: 2085-3053 (322 amino acids)
Biological process (GO): G protein-coupled receptor signaling pathway
Cellular component (GO): membrane; neuron projection
Molecular function (GO): peptide binding; G protein-coupled receptor activity
Source: RefSeq, a predicted model, not a curated record